Messenger RNA from Tachysurus vachellii, 645 nucleotides. Its product is annotated as E3 ubiquitin/ISG15 ligase TRIM25-like. The coding region runs from base 1 to 645 and encodes 214 amino acids. The record is from RefSeq and is a predicted model, not a curated record. NCBI's taxonomy places the organism in Eukaryota, Metazoa, Chordata, Actinopteri, Siluriformes, Bagridae. The transcript is spliced from 2 exons. Gene Ontology annotation, molecular function: zinc ion binding.
AUGGCAGAGGCCAGUAUUUCAUUAGAUUAUUUUUCUGUGGAUCAGUUCAGAUGUCCAGUGUGUCUGGAUCUCCUGAAUGAUCCAGUGACUAUUCCCUGUGGUCACAAUUUCUGUAAGGUGUGUAUUAAUGGCUGCUGGGAUCAGGAGGAUGUGAAGGGCGUCUACAGCUGUCCUCAGUGUAGAGAGACUUUCACUCCAAGGCCUGUUCUACGCAGGAACAACAUGCUGGCUGAUGUGGUGGAGAAACUGAAGAAGACUGAACUCCAAGCUGCUUCUGGUCACUGUUACGCUGGACCUGGAGAUGUGGAGUGUGAUUCCUGCACCGGGAGAAAACACAAAGCUGUUAAGUCCUGUCUGGUUUGUCAGGCUUCCUUUUGUGAAGAUCAUCUUAAACCUCACUAUCAGUCUCCUGCCUUUAAGAAGCACAAGUUAGUUGAAGCCUGUGCAGAGCUCCAAGAGGAGAUCUGCUCUGAACAUGACAAACUGAUGGAGAUCUACUGUCGUACUGACCAAAGCCUCAUCUGUUACUUGUGUAUGAUGGAAGAACACAAAGGUUUCAAUCCAUUAGCUGAGAUUCGCAGUGCCUUUAAAGACUGGUACAAAGACUGGUACAAAGACUGGUACAAAGACGGGUACAAAGACUGA